CCAAACUUUCCUCGCCCUAACAUGUCAAAGCUGAAUCUGGUUGUGUGCGGGAGUGACGGGACAUUAAAAUCCUCGAUAUCAGAGCUGAUCCUGCAGCAGACAGAGAGAAGAUCAGACGUGGAAGUUCACGAUCAUCUGAUCAGUCUGGUGGAGCUUCCAGCUCUCAAUCAGCUCUCAGAUGAGGAAGUGAUGCGUCAGACUCUCCGCUGUGUGUCUCUCUGUCAUCCUGGAGUUCAUGUUUUCCUCCUCAUUGUUCCUGUUGGUCCACUGACAGAUGAAGCCAAAGCAGAAAUGGAGGUGAUCCAGAGGAUAUUUGACUCAAGAGAGCAUUUCAUGGUUCUCUUCACCUCAAAUCUCCCUGUUGAAGGACCAGUGGCAGAUUUAAUCAAAUCCAGCCCAGAAUUUCAGAGGUUAAUCAGUCGUUGUGGAGGUCAGUACAGAGUGAUGGGGUUAAAUGAACCUGAAAAUUCAAGACAGAUCCCAGAACUGCUGGUUUAUAUAGAGAACAUGAAGACUGAACCCUAUUCAUCAGAGAUGUAUGUGAAGGCUCAAGAGAACAGAGCCAGACAUGAAACAGAGAAGAAAUAUGAAGAGAAACUGAGGAAAAUGGAGAAUGAAAUAAAAGAAUUACAGCAGAAGAUGGAGUCAGAGGGUGCUGAAGUUGAAACAGAUGAUCUGAAGUCUUUGAGGAUUGUGCUGAUCGGGAGAACAGGAAAUGGAAAGAGUGCAACAGGAAACACUAUUCUAGGAAGAUAUGAGUUUGUGAGUGAAGUAAGUCUCGAUUCAGUGACAACUGUUUGUCAGAAGGGAGUUGGAGAAGUUAAUGGUCGAUCAGUAGCUGUUGUUGAUACUCCAGGUCUCUUUGACACAACACUGUCAAAUGAUCAAGUGGUGGAAGAAAUAGUGAAAUGUGUUUCAUUGUCAUCACCUGGACCUCAUGUGUUUGUCGUUGUGUUGAGUGUGAAAAGAUUCGACCAGGUUGAGAUGGACACUGUGGAUCUGAUAAAGAAGAUCUUUGGAUCAAAAGCUGCUCAGUUCAGCAUCGUUCUGUUCACUAGAGGAGACGAACUAAAGAAUAAGUCCAUAGACAAAUAUAUGAGUGAAAGUAAGUCUGCUGAACUAAAGAAACUGAUCAGAGAUUGUGGAAACAGAUUCCUGGUUUUUAAUAACAAUGAUAAACAAGACAAAACUCAAGUCAUUCAACUGUUAAACAUGAUAGAAGAGGUGAAAAAAACUAAUGAGUGUCGAUACUUCACUAACAGCAUGUUUGAGGAGGCAGAGAUGUCCAUUAAAAAGAGAAUGGAGGAAAUACUGAAAGAAAGAGAAAGAGAAAUUCAGACUCAACAUGAGAAACUGAGAGUCAAAUAUGAGACAGAAAUGGAAGAACUCAAGAAGAGACUGGAAGAUGAGAAAAGAAACGCAGGUGAGGAGAGAAUACAAAGAGAGAAUGAGUUCAGACAAAAAGAGCAAAGACUAUUAAAAGAUUUAGAAGAAAAACAUAAAAUAGAAAAACAGGUACAAGAAAUUGAGAACCAGAAACGAUUAAAGGAGGAAAAAGAGCAAAAAGCUGAAUAUGAUGCAAAAUUUGAAGAGAUGAAGAAAGAAAUUAAAAAUCAGAGAUCACAGUAUGAAAAACAGCAAAAAGAAAGAGAAGAAGAAAACAGAAAGAGAGAAGAGAAAUACAGACAAGAUCAAGAAAAGAUGAAAAAUGAACAGGAACGCAUCAUAGCAGAAUUACAGAUGAGACAAGGAGAGGAAAUGAAAAAGAGAGAAUCUGAGGAGAGAAAGAGGAAUGAAGAAGAAGAGGAGGAUGCAGGCACAGCAAAGCGCUUUCGAGGAUCUGGCACUGGAGUGAGUUUUGGGGCUGGAGCCGGCUCUGGGGGGCGCUCUAGAGACGAAGGAGGGCUGGAUGGGACCAGUGGAGGCGAAGGAGACGAUGGAGAGCUGGACGGCACCAGCGGAGACGAAGGAGACGAUGGAGACGAUGGAGAGCUGGAUGGAACCAGCGGAGACGAAGGAGACGAAGGAGACUCAGGAGACGAAGGAAAGCUUUCUAGAGCGGAUUCUGGGGUCACAUGA
Sinocyclocheilus rhinocerous is the source of this 2079-nucleotide messenger RNA. RefSeq names its product GTPase IMAP family member 8-like. The transcript has 6 exons. The record is from RefSeq and is a predicted model, not a curated record. Gene Ontology annotation, molecular function: GTP binding. Bases 22 to 2079 code for a protein of 685 amino acids. NCBI's taxonomy places the organism in Eukaryota, Metazoa, Chordata, Actinopteri, Cypriniformes, Cyprinidae.